Messenger RNA from Zingiber officinale, 727 nucleotides. RefSeq names its product dirigent protein 22-like. The record is from RefSeq and is a predicted model, not a curated record. The transcript has 2 exons. Bases 1 to 525 code for a protein of 174 amino acids. NCBI's taxonomy places the organism in Eukaryota, Viridiplantae, Streptophyta, Magnoliopsida, Zingiberales, Zingiberaceae.
AUGACUGCCCAGUUGUCAUCAUGUUCUUUCUUUUUCCUCCUCCUCCUCUUCGUCUUCACGUCGCCACCGGUGGCCAUGGCUCGCCGGACUAGGUUCUUGCACUUGAACUUCUACCUGCACGAGAUCAACCCCGGCGUGCCCAACUCGACGAUGAUCUUCGUUGUGAAUGAGCACCGGAGCAGCGGCUUCGGCAGUGUGUUGAUCUUUGACAACGUUUUCCGGGUGGGGGUGCAGCCAGACUCCCCCUUGCUUGGCCGGGAGCAGGGCCUCGGCGUCGGCUCAAAUUUGCAAGUCUACUCCGGCAUAACGGCCUUGGAGUUCAUCUUCACCACCGGCAGGUACAACGGGAGUUCGUUCGCUGUGUUCGGGACGGUGACAGGCGGGGCCAUAUCAGACCGGACCAUCAUCGGCGGCACGGGGAGAUUUCGGAUGGCAAGAGGUUACAUUUUGGGCAGGGUGGCUGCCACCACCAACACGACCACGACUUGGGAGAUGAACGCCUAUAUUGCGGCCCAUCGAUCCUAGACAUUAAUUAAUUUAACUAACUAAUUAAUUAAUUAAUGAAUCUCGUAAUAAAUUCUUUACUCGAUGUUAGUCAUUAUAUUUAAUCAAUGUUAAUGAUCAACCUUGCUUGUUAGGGAUCUUGAGGGCGAUCGACCUUUGACGCGUAAGCUAAGUCAAGACAUGUAUCCCUUUCAAAUAAAUAAAUGUCGCUCCUUACAUUGAA